This is a messenger RNA of Schistosoma bovis, 1110 nucleotides long. The record is from the annotation of a GenBank genome assembly. Lineage: Eukaryota; Metazoa; Platyhelminthes; Trematoda; Strigeidida; Schistosomatidae.
AUGUUUCAUAUUUUCGCUGGUGAUGCUGUAUUAUCUGAUUCUAAUAGUAGUAGUAGUAGUAGUAGUAGUAGUAGUAGUAGUAGUAGUAGUAGUAGUAGUAGUAGUAGUAGUAGUAGUAGUAGUAGUAGUAGUAGUAGUAGUAGUAGUAGUAGUAGUAGUAGUAGUAGUAGUAGUAGUAGUAGUAGUAGUAGUAGUAGUAGUAGUAGUAGUAGUAGUAGUAGUAGUAGUAGUAGUAGUAGUAGUAGUAGUAGUAGUAGUAGUAGUAGUAGUAGUAGUAGUAGUAGUAGUAGUAGUAGUAGUAGUAGUAGUAGUAGUAGUAGUAGUAGUAGUAGUAGUAGUAGUAGUAGUAGUAGUAGUAGUAGUAGUAGUAGUAGUAGUAGUAGUAGUAGUAGUAGUAGUAGUAGUAGUAGUAGUAGUAGUAGUAGUAGUAGUAGUAGUAGUAGUAGUAGUAGUAGUAGUAGUAGUAGUAGUAGUAGUAGUAGUAGUAGUAGUAGUAGUAGUAGUAGUAGUAGUAGUAGUAGUAGUAGUAGUAGUAGUAGUAGUAGUAGUAGUAGUAGUAGUAGUAGUAGUAGUAGUAGUAGUAGUAGUAGUAGUAGUAGUAGUAGUAGUAGUAGUAGUAGUAGUAGUAGUAGUAGUAGUAGUAGUAGUAGUAGUAGUAGUAGUAGUAGUAGUAGUAGUAGUAGUAGUAGUAGUAGUAGUAGUAGUAGUAGUAGUAGUAGUAGUAGUAGUAGUAGUAGUAGUAGUAGUAGUAGUAGUAGUAGUAGUAGUAGUAGUAGUAGUAGUAGUAGUAGUAGUAGUAGUAGUAGUAGUAGUAGUAGUAGUAGUAGUAGUAGUAGUAGUAGUAGUAGUAGUAGUAGUAGUAGUAGUAGUAGUAGUAGUAGUAGUAGUAGUAGUAGUAGUAGUAGUAGUAGUAGUAGUAGUAGUAGUAGUAGUAGUAGUAGUAGUAGUAUUUGUAGUAGUAACACGCAAUUCGUGGAGAUUUUUGAUAUGAUUCACAAUUCAAUCAACAUGUCUUGCUUUGUAGCCUCACUAAUCACGGUUUACUGCUUUUUCUACUUUAGGACAAAUGUUUAUUCACGUGGAGGGAGUGAAUAUUUCACUCGAUUCUAA